GGCCGGAUGUUCUCGUGUAUGCUGCGGCGUUCUUGACGCUGCUCUCAGCCGGACCUGUUUUUUGCAGCAGGAAGAAGAGACGCUGGAAAACUCAACAAUGUUGAGUAAGAGGUCGUCAGUAGCGGCUCUGCUCGCCGUGGUUGUUGGUGUUUACCUGCUGCCUUCUCCCAUAGACCCCGAACCACAUGUACUGAAGGGCCCCCCCCCGGCCCUCGAGGGGCCGCUGGCCGUCAACACCCGGCUGCAGAAGGGUCGCAGGCUGUUUCCUGGGAAACUACACGGACCAGAAUCCUUCACUGCGGAUGAGGAGGGUAACGUGUUCACAGGGACGGUGGACGGGAAGCUGUGGAGAAUCGGUCCUGAUGACACGCUCACCCUCAUCACUCAGAUGGGGCAGGAUUUACCAGAAUGCGGCAGCAGCACGGACUACGAGCCCGUGUGCGGUCGCCCUCACGGCGUCCGCCUGGAUCGCCGCGGUCAGCUGAUAGUCGCCGACUCGUACCUCGGGCUGCACAGCGUCGACCCGCAAACCGGAGAGAAGACUCUGCUCCGCUCCAAUGAACAAGGCGCUGAUGGCGUUCCCUUCGCCUUCCUGAACGGCCUGGAGAUCUCCUCCCAGACCGGUUUGGUUUAUUUCACCGACUCCUCCAGCCGGUGGGGGCGCAGACACGUCAGGCUGGAGGUGAUCGAGCUGAACCGCCUCGGCCGCCUCCUCUCCUACGACCCGGAGACGGGACGCGUGGACGUCCUGCUGGACUCCCUCUACAUGCCCAACGGCGUCGCCCUGUCCCCCGACGAACGCUUCCUGCUGGUGGCGGAGACGAGCAUCGGACGCGUGCUGAGGUACUGGCUCAAGGGGCCGAAGGCCGGCACCAAGGAGGUCGCCGUGGACAACAUGAUCGGUUACCCCGACAACAUCCGCCGCAGCGACCGCGGGACCUUCCUGGUCGGCAUGACGACGACACGGUUCCGGAAGGCCACGCCUCCCUUCCUGGACCUGAUCGCACCGUAUCCGGCCGUCAAGCGCUUCCUGGCCAAGGUGAUUCCUCUCCGCUGGUACGACGUGCUGCUGCCGCGCUACGCUCUGGUCCUGGAGCUCGGAGCGGACGGCGGCGGCGUGGUGGCGACGCUGCACGACCCCGAGGGCCGGCUGACGUGGGCCGUCAGCGAGGUGUUCCAGCACCGGGGGAGGACGUACCUGGGCAACACCGACCUGCCCUUCCUGCCCGUGCUGGAGGGGCCGGGGGGCCGAUGAGCGGCGCGGACCCUCGCAGGAGGGCGCCGGUGUUUUUAGGGGCGGCGACUCCCGCCGUGAUCGUCUUCCAUGCGCUCAGACUCAAACAUGGAAUGAAGUUUUUAGCGUCGCAAAAACGUUACUUAGGAACAUAAAUGGUAGAAAUUAGCAAAGUGGAAGAACUUUAAUCGUCUGUGGGCGAACCGGGAGAUUUAAAGAACUCUUUGGACCCAGAAUCCUAAAAUUGAGCUAAUUGAGCUAAUUUUUUACAUAAAAAGAACAUUUGUGAGGCUUUUAUAAGAGUUACAGUUUUAUAACUUCUUCAAAUUGGUUUGAAUGUUGCAAAAAGAACAUCUCAAAAUAUAAAGGUCAUAAAUUUAAAUAAACGACUAAGGCAUUUUUCAAAGAGGGAAAAUAGAUAAAAACCUCAAUUCUUAAAGCAACGUUGUAAUAAUACACGUUACUUUUUCACAUUUAUUGUGAAAUCAGAUUAUUCAAAAGCAACUGAGCAAGAUCUUCUGUUUUUAUUUUCAAUCAUUUCUUUAUUCGGACAGAAAACACAAGCCAGAAAUACACAAUCACACAACUAUUCUAAAAACAAAAGGCUCCUAAAUGAAACAGUUCUGACAGGUUGAAAAAGUGCAUCAGUGACUUGAAACCCGAGUUUCACAUUAAUUCAGUUCAGAUGUGAAUCAGAAACACUGCAGAGGAAGAAAGAAGCUGGAUGGAAAUAUUAGUCCAAGAAUAAAACAAGACGUACUGCUGGAAAUAAAAAGGUAGAACUGUUGAUUCAGUUUGAGGAAAUAAUCAGACUUUUUCUUUUUCGACGGCUUGAGACUUUCUGGAUCUCAUUUUUCUUCAAAAGUGUCUGGAUGUUAAUAAUCUGCACAGAUUUUAUCUGAAAUUAGAAAUACGUUGAUCUUUUGAAAUUAAAAAUAACUAUCUGUGAAGAAAUAUUACUUCUGUCAAAAAUACACGUUUCCUUUCAUUUCCCUUUAGGUCACAUUCAAAAGAUAUCAAAUAUAAAUGUUUCAUUUCUAUUUGCCCAUUAAAAGUUCCUGCAUAUAAUUUAAAGUGAAAUGAAAAUUCUUGAUGAAAAGAAGUGACUCCAAAACUUCUGAGUGGAACCCUGAUAAUGUGAGAAAGGACAUUUUGGCUAAAUAUAUCUUCUAUUUUUCUAGAAUUGCUUCUUCCUCUUUCCCAUCAGGAGGAUCAUCUCUGCACUGAAGCAGCGUUUCAGCUUCUCAGGAAGCUGCAAAACGGAGCAAAAUACUUGAUUUUAAGUUCAAAUCUCCUCCAACAAAGAAAAUCGCAUUUCUGCCCUUAUUAAAAGGAGACAGUUAUGACAUAAUGGAAUUCAUUUCGAAGUCUAACUUUAAACUGUUUUGACUCAAGAACAUUUGGUUCGUUUUUGUGGCUCUUGUAAUUCUCAUUAAGGCUCCACUUGUUAAAUCAGCAGCAGUUUUUCGAGCUUUUUAUUUUCCGUCUCAGUGACUCUGUCACAGUAAACAGGCCGUAAAAACCCAUUUAAGCUUCUUCCAGCGAACGUUCUUCAAACAAGGUCCAAAUAAGGCUUUUAAACACGAGAAGAGCAGCGAACAUCUCGCUGUGUAAAAGCUCCACUCAACAAGAAAAAGGUCUGAAAAUAGAACAUGUUUGCAUCAAAUUCAGAGGAUUACUAUUUUAAAAACUAUUUACCAUUAACAUGUUAUUGCUGAUCAGCUGUUUAUUGGGAUCGAUAGUUGAGGAUUAAUUAAGAAAACUAAUUAAAGAAAAACAAGCACGUUUUCAUUGUUUCGUAAUUUGAAAUCUUGUACUAAUGAUCAGAAAUGUCAGGGAACGUGAUAUUUACACGUAGUGAUACCUUUAAAGGAGCACUGCUUGAUUGAUCAUGUAAAUAAACGUUUGGAUGCUU
Molecule: messenger RNA, 3149 nt
Organism: Gasterosteus aculeatus aculeatus (three-spined stickleback)
Lineage: Eukaryota; Metazoa; Chordata; Actinopteri; Perciformes; Gasterosteidae
Product: adipocyte plasma membrane-associated protein
Cellular component (GO): endomembrane system
Molecular function (GO): hydrolase activity
Source: RefSeq, a predicted model, not a curated record